Solanum dulcamara is the source of this 1699-nucleotide messenger RNA. RefSeq names its product leucine-rich repeat extensin-like protein 4. The transcript has a single exon. Gene Ontology annotation, molecular function: protein binding. The coding region runs from base 236 to 1414 and encodes 392 amino acids. NCBI's taxonomy places the organism in Eukaryota, Viridiplantae, Streptophyta, Magnoliopsida, Solanales, Solanaceae. The record is from RefSeq and is a predicted model, not a curated record.
GAAAAAGAGAAGUCUUCCUUUUCUAGAAAUUGGCCAUAACUUCAUUUUCAUGAACAGUUGUUCAUCAAUGACAAGUCAGCUGGUGAAAGCUUUUAAUAAUAAUUAUAAUGGUGAGUGAAAUAAAUGCAGAAAAGAUAUAUAGUGUAAGACGAGAGAUAUUGAAGAAGCAGCAACUAAACCCACAUUUUCUCUCAUCAAUGCUACAAUCACAUUUUGUGCAACCUUACAAAAAGAAAUGGGGGGAAGUUGCCUUGUGGUUUUGCUCCUUCAAGUCAUAGUUACUGAAAUUGCUGGUGCCGAUGCUGGCUUUGGCGUUGGUGUUGGAGGUGGGGGUGUUUGGUUUGGUGGAGGGAUCAACACCCCAAGCCCAGGAGGAGCUCCUUCUGGUUCUGUCCCAAGGCAAAAUGCGGCUUACACUGCUCUUCAAACAUGGAAAUCUGCAAUCACUGAUGAUCCAAUGGGGAUUUUGAAGAAUUGGGUGGGUCCAAAUGUGUGCACUUACAGAGGAAUCUUCUGCUCAAACUCUGAAGAUUACAUGGGCAACCCAACAGACCCAGUUGUUACAGGUAUAGAUCUCAAUCAUGCAAAUCUUCAAGGCACUCUUGUAAAAGAACUAUCUUUCUUAACAGAUAUUUCUCUCAUUCACCUCAAUACCAACAGAUUUUCAGGUAUAAUCCCACAAACAUUCAGAGAGAUCUCUUCACUCGUUGAGUUAGACCUUAGUAACAACCAUUUCUCUGGUGCAUUCCCUACCACAGUACUAUUCAUCCCAAAUCUCCUUUAUUUAGAUCUUAGAUUUAAUAGCUUCUCAGGGACAAUACCUGAGGAUCUCUUCAACAAAAAACUUGAUGCUAUUUUUCUCAAUAAUAACCAGUUUGAUGGUGAACUUCCUCAGAGUUUAGGGAAUUCCCCUGCUUCAGUGAUUAAUUUUGCUAAUAAUAAGUUUACUGGGAGCAUUCCUUUUAGUUUGGGGUACAUGGGUCCCAGAAUUAAGGAGAUUUUGUUCUUAAACAACCAGCUAAAUGGUUGUAUACCAGAAGGUGUGGGAUUGUGGACAAAUUUGCAAGUUCUGGAUGUGAGUUUAAAUUCACUAAUGGGGCAUUUGCCUGAUACCAUUUCUUGCUUGAGUGGCAUUGAAGUUCUCAACUUGGGACAUAACAAGUUAUCUGGGGAUUUACCAGACUUGGUUUGUUCACUAAGAAACCUUGUGAAUUUGACUCUUGCUUACAAUUUCUUCUCUGAGUUGAGCCAAGAUUGUGACAAACUUCCCUUGAGAAAUGUGGGUAUUGAUUUCUCAUUGAACUGUAUUCCAGGAAGGCAAAUGCAAAGGCCUCAACCUGAAUGCUCUGUCAUUCCAGGUGGCAGUCUCAGUUGCCUUAGAGUACCUGCAGUAAAGCCUCUUGUUUGUGGAUGAAAUCCCCAAUUACUACUACUACUAUUUCAUCACCUCCUUCUAAUUUUUUUCUUUUUAAAUUUAUGAGUGACAAUUGAGCACUUUCUCACCAAUGUUUUUGUUGUAAAGCUGCUUAUCUUGGCCUUCUCUCUUAAUUAGAGCACAGGGAAGUUAUGACUUGUACCUUUCAAAUUUAUUUCUUUUCCCUGCUUUCCUUAUUUCUUCAUGUUGUAUUAUGAUGAAUUUUGUAAAUAUUAAUUUAGGAGACUUGUGGGCUUCUCCCUAGCGAUAGCAGAUCUUUAGCAA